AUGGCGGUUGAAGCCACGUCAUCCAUCCUGCAGUUCGCCACGUGGCAGAGCUCCGUUGACGUGUCGUUCUGGGAGAAGCUCGCGUCGCUGAAGGUCGACUCGCAAGGCCUGACAGAGGAAGACGUGGCAAUCCAUGGUUUCUUCACGCCAUCCUCACACUCUCAGCUCCCCUCCUUCCUCUCCCUCUCCUCCGCCUCCUUCCCCCCUUCCCCUGCCCCACCUCCUCGCUUCCACCUCAUUCAACCGGAUGGUACCACCAAUACUUCGGACAGCACCAUUGGAGGUGAGAUGGAUUUGCGGAGAACGGUGAUCGUAGCGGAGUCGUUUCGGGCGUUUGACCGAUGGAAGAUGAUGGAGGGAGUGGCACAGCAGCUUUGGCAGGACGUUUUAUCUGGCAAGGCAGAAAAGCACCCAUCUCUCCUCAACGCAUUCUUCCUCCUCGUCUAUCCAGACAUCAAGCAUUGGCGCUUCCACUACGCCUUUGCCUUCCCUGCUCUCGCCCUCCCCGCCCCUGCCACACUUGCUGGCCUGCCUCUGCCUGCAACGCAAGCCUUUUCUCCGGAACUGGCAGAAGCUAUCGAGAAGGAGUGUGAGCGAUGGAGACAAGAAGGGAGUGGGAGGGGGCCAAGGGAAGUGGAAGCAGCUGCGUUGACUGGCGAAGCUGAAAGUCCCGAGGGAGGGAAACAGGACGGAAACGAGAGGGCAGUUACGGACGGCGAAGCAGCAGAGAAUGGGGAAGUGGACGAGGGAAGACAAGGAGAGAAAGGCAAUGAGAGCGCAAGUGGAGAAAUAAGAACAGCGGACAGCGCAGCAGCAGCAGCAGCCGUAGUAGGAGAAACUGCAUCGGAAGCCCUCUUAUCGGAGAAGGGUGCCCCUUUCUUCCUUCUCCAAAUAGACACCAGCACCACUAAUACCAGCUCCGCACAUCCCUCAGUAACAGCACAUCCGUUAACAGAGUACCAGCGACUGGCAACCCAAAGCGAAUCCCUCUCUUCCUCUUCCCCCUCCGCUCCUCCAUCUCUCCUCGUUGCAUUCUUCGACCCCUGCCAUCUGCCUCUCUCCCCCGGCUGGCCCCUCCGCAACCUGCUUCUCCUCGCCUCUCUUCGCUGGCAGGCCACGUCCCUUCAUGUGCUCUGCCUGCGGCAGCGACACGGUCGGAUCAGCCUGCACCACUCGCUGCUGCUGCACGUCCAGAUACCACCUCCCCCAGCUGAUUGGCUGAACCCAAUCACAGCACCUGCCACGUGUCCAUCCGCCACUGGCUGGGAGCUGAACGCCAAGGGGCGAACCGGGGCGCGGUGCGCUGACCUGGCACCGCUGAUGGACCCUGCCAGGCUGGCAGACGAGGCGGCGUCUCUCAACCUGAAGCUGAUGAGGUGGCGCGUGCUGCCACAGCUGCAGCUGGAGCGGUUGAAUGCAACAAAGUGUUUGCUUCUAGGGGCCGGCACGCUUGGAUGUCAAGUGGCGCGCUCUCUGCUGGCAUGGGGCAUUCGUGACAUUACCCUCGUGGACUACGGGGCGGUUUCGUAUUCUAACCCGGUGCGGCAGUGCCUCUUCACUGUCAAGCACUGCUUGAAUGGCGGCGUGCCAAAGGCACAGGCGGCAGCCGAAGCACUCAAGGAAAUACUCCCCGCAGCUCGCACGUCAGGCCAUCGCCUUGCCAUUCCCAUGCCAGGUCACCCCGUGUCGCCCUCCGAGGCGCCACGUGUGCAGGCUGACGUGGCAGCCCUGCUGGCACUCAUCCGCCAAUCAGACACCGUCUUCCUCCUCACCGACACAAGAGAGAGCCGCUGGCUGCCCACCCUGCUAUGCGCGGCCGAGGGGAAGGUGGCCAUCAACGCUGCCCUCGGUUUCGAUUCCUUUCUUGUCAUGCGCCACGGGGCACCACCACCAUUGCUUCCGCAUGCCACGUCAGCACCAGCGGCAUCUGAGUCAGCACCAGCAGCGUCUGAGUCAGCACCAUCAGAGUCUGAGUCAGCAUCAGCAGCAUCUGAGUCAGCACCAGCAGUGUCUGAGUCAGCACCAGCAGCGUCUGAGUCAGCACCAGCAGCGUCUGAGUCAGCGCCAUCCAAGCGCCUCGGCUGCUACUUCUGCAAUGAUGUCGUUGCUCCUCUCAAUUCCAUGGCUCAUCGCACGCUAGACCAGCAGUGCACAGUCACCCGCCCUGGCCUGGCAACCAUAGCGGGGGCUUUGGCAGUGGAGCUAUUGGUGGGACUGCUGCAUCAUCCCCUGGGAUUCGCAGCACCACCAGAAGACACCACUGCUGAUGGCUUCCCUUCUUCCACCUCCACUUCCUCCUCCUCGGCCGAUCUCUGCUCGCCUCUGGGUCCGCUGCCCCACCAGCUGCGUGGCUUCCUCUCCUCCUUCUCUCAGCUGCCCAUUACUGGCUUCGCCUUCCACCAGUGCACCGCCUGCUCCCCUACAGUGGUUUCAGCAUACAGGGAGCGUGGUUUUGCGUUCCUUAUGGACGCGUUUAACGAUCCCACGUACUUAGAAAGGAUAACAGGAUUGGAUAAGCUGCACGCGGCUACUGUGGAGAUAGAGGUUGAUUGGGACGAUAGUGAGGAUGAUAAUACGGGGAUCGAGUCGACGCGAACAGCGAGAAAAGCUGCGGUAACGGUACCGAUCGUGUUGCCAACGUUGCUUCCCAACAACCGAUACAACGCCAAGUGCCUCGACGGAAGCCCCCCUGGAUAUUACUUCCGCCCUGGUUUCCGCAAUGGUGCGUCGUCGUGGCACAUCCACCUGCCGCCCGGCGGCUGGUGCUCCAGCCUCUCUGCGUGUGCGAAUCGCAGCACCACCUUCCUGGGGUCCUCUAAACCCGAGCGGCAGAAGGAUAGUCCUUAUAGUAACGCAUCAUACGCAUACUUGGGCAUAUUAAGCACCGGCCCUUAUGUCAACCGCGCCUUCCGCAACUGGAACCUCGUAGUGCCCAUCUAUUGCGACGGAGGGGGGUUUCAGGGCACGGCGGGAUGGGUCAAAGUGAACAGCAGCUUCGGGAUUUACAUGGACGGGUGGAAUGGAAUCAAAGCGGUGCUGGCAGAUGUGAAGGAGUUAAGGGGAAUGCAGUCCGCCGAACGAGUGCUGCUGUCAGGGCAAUCAGCAGGAGCCCAGACGGUGCUGACGCUGUGUGAGCACAUGCGGGAGUAUGCUCCCAAUGCAAAGACCAUCAAAUGCCUCAUGGACUCCGGCUCAUUCACAGACUCGAACGAUCGCUAUGGGCAGCCUUUCUUUCAGAGAAUGGCGUCUGACAUUGUCGCUCUGCACAAGUUUACUGGCAGCACCAAGUGCGCGCAAGCCUAUUCUACGAGUGAGCGGUGGCACUGCUUCUUCCCCCAAUACGCCCUGCCCUUCAUACCCCGCUCCCUCCCCCUCUUUGUCAUCAAUUCUCUCUUUGACUAUCGCGCCCUCAUGCUUGGAAACCAACUCUCCCCUACCAACCAAACCUACUCGGUUCGGUGCGUUGCCGAGCUGCUUCGGCUCCUCCCGAACCUCACCGUCCAAUCGCUGACCGCCAGCUCGCCGCGGCAGCUGGCGCUGUCUUUAGCGGGGAAAAAAGCGAGUAAGGAGUGUACUAGCAGUGAGCAAUUGGCGGCACUGUGGGCAGGGCAGAAUGUGGGGAAGUUUGUUCAAAGUGUGCAGCAGAGGGGGAAGGGUAGUGAUGUGUUUAUCCCAGUGGGGAUUGAGCACUGUGUGAUUGCGCUUCCCUAUUGGAAUCGCCUUAGAGUGGAUGGGGUUAGGCUGUGUGAUGCAGUUGUCUCGUGGUAUUUACAAAAAUGA
Messenger RNA from Closterium sp. Naga37s-1, 3780 nucleotides. The record is from the annotation of a GenBank genome assembly. NCBI's taxonomy places the organism in Eukaryota, Viridiplantae, Streptophyta, Zygnematophyceae, Desmidiales, Closteriaceae.